UAUCUGGAUGUCUUGAAUAGCACUUUGUUUUUGUUUAUCCUUUGUUCAUCCUACUUACCUCAUCCUUUCCACUUUUGAUCAUACUGCGACCUAGACAAGAAUGAGAAAGGAAUCAAGGAUUUUUCUUUCAUCCAAUUUACUUACCGUGGAUAUUUGCGAUGCACUGUCUAAGAUUUGAAUGAUAAGCUUGAUAAACAAAUUGUAUAAUAAAACUUUGAGAGUAAAAAAACAACUACAAAUAAGUAUAGAUCUUAUUAUAUAAAACAAAAAUUUCUUAAGAAAAAGCGUUAAGAAAAACUGAAAAAUAUGAUUUUAGAAGUGCUGAACGAUUAUUGUUUGAUACAUAUUUUUCAAUUUUUAUCAAUUUUUGACAGAGUCCGUACAGAAGUAGUAUGUAAACGUUGGAGAAGAUUAAGUCAAGACUCAUGGUGUAAAAUGACAAGAUUAGACAUGUCGCACUUAACAUGGGGUUGCUCAACGUAUAUGAUCAAUACAGUUAUGCUGCGGAAAGUGUUAUUAAAAUGUGGCAGAUUCUUAAAAGAAUUACAUGUGCCCAAUAUACGUGAAACUAAUACUACUAAUUUUAAUACAACAGUAUUAUUUAUAAUCUCGCAACAUUGUCCUAAUCUUACGAGUAUUGAUGUUUCUGAAAUAAUAAUUAGUGUAAAGGAUCUAGAAUUAUUACUGAAAAUACAUAAAAACAUAACUAAACUUACUGUAGGAAUGUUAAAAAAUUUAGAUUAUGGACUGAAUUUUUUCCAAGAAUGUUUAGAGCUAAAUUAUUUCGAGGUAUGUUCAGAUAUUUGCUUCUCGGGCGCAUAUUUAUCGUGUUUGCCGGCCCAGACAAUACGCACACUUAUAAUAAAGCGUUGCUCUAGAAUUGACGAUACUGAAUUUUCUAUGGGAUUGGCAAAGUUAAAAAAUUUGGAACAUCUUGAAAUAUGGAUUUCCCGAAUUGAUAAAAAAGUAAUGGAAGUUAUCAGUAAUUGCUGUACAAACCUGAAAGAGUUACAAAUUCACGAACUUAUUACAAAUUGCUAUGGAUUUGAACAAUAUGCGGAUAAGUUAGAAUUUAUUAACCUUGUUAAUCUGCAAGUGUUAAAAAUUACACACUUCCCAUUGUCAGAGAAACAUUUAAUUGAUAUAGCAACAAAUUGUUUGCAAAUUACUUAUUUAGACAUUUCUGGUAGCUUCUAUGUGAAUAAUGCUGCAUUAAUAGCUGCUACAGCAUUACCAAAACUGGAAUAUUUAUACAUUAGUUAUUUGCCUAACAUAACUAGUUAUGGCUUGGAAAACAUAAAGAACUUAAAAGGAUUAGUAUGUCGUGGAUGUCCAGCCAUAACUGAUAGUGGGAUAUAUAAAGUUCUUGUAUCCUCACCUAGAUUACGAUUACUGGAUAUUUCCUAUUGUCCUCAGGUUACGAAUAGCACUUACAAGUUUGCUAAAAUGAUUUGCAAUAGUCGACCUACUAAGACGAUAUUAAAAAUGUAUAUUUAUGGAACGCAAAUUUUAGCAGAUAAACAUACAUUUUUACUUAGAUUAUUUGUUCAAGUAGCGUGUAUAUGGCACGAGUAAAGUGUGGUGCUAUUUGCAAAGGCAGUACCAGCGCAAUGUUUCUAGCUGAACUCGAGAAGUUAUUAUAGUAAAUACUUAUUAUAAGUUAUUAUUCGUACAGUUGAGUGCAAUGAAAUGUGUGUGUGGAUCCGAUGCCAGUUUAAACAGAACAGCGCAGUCAACUUCUUUACGGACAACGUGUAUUUCAUCAGAUCCGGAAAUAUAGAAACUGAAAGUAUCA
Messenger RNA from Odontomachus brunneus, 1795 nucleotides. RefSeq names its product F-box protein SKIP2-like. The transcript has 6 exons. Lineage: Eukaryota; Metazoa; Arthropoda; Insecta; Hymenoptera; Formicidae. Gene Ontology annotation, biological process: SCF-dependent proteasomal ubiquitin-dependent protein catabolic process. Gene Ontology annotation, molecular function: protein binding. The coding region runs from base 307 to 1575 and encodes 422 amino acids. Gene Ontology annotation, cellular component: SCF ubiquitin ligase complex. The record is from RefSeq and is a predicted model, not a curated record.